UAGUGUUGGAAUUUAUUUAUUUGAGUUUUUCCGUAAACAUUUGAAUAUAACAUUCAGCUAUACAAUUUUUCUUAUAACAAACUUCAAGGGACACUAUCGAUUCUUUUCAGUUUACACGAUAUUUGUUGUAUACAAAAAAGUAUAAUGGAAAAUACCCAAAAUACUGUGUGCAAUAGUGCCGGUGGUGAUGGUGCCAAAAGAGUUACUGAGCUACCUUUGAAUACGGAAAUGGCAGUCCCUGCUCAAAUGCAUCCAAAUCAAACGACAGAAGUACCGGAAAUAUGUCCAAGACUGGCGGGGGGCGACAAUUCACAAAUUCAAAGCGAAAAGAACGAUAAAGCGAGCAUCGAUGCCACCCCGUCGUGCAAUGGCAAUGCCACGAAUGAAGUCGUGAAAUUAAAAGCAGCGUUUGAAGCAUGCUUAGCCGAAAGGGACGCUUUCCGUAAAAAGCUCGAGGAGGCCGAAUCGAAGUUAUCAGCUCUUCAUCAAGCGACUAAUAAGCAAAACGACUCGGGCGAUCUGAACUUCGAGUUAGACAAAUUGAAAUUGAACUUGGAAAAUACGAAAAUUGCCCUCGAGGAUCGCGAGCGACGCGUCGCCAAUCAAGAGAGCCAAAUAUCCGCCCUAACCAAGCAAGUGAGCUCGCUUAAGGAAGUCGUGGCCAUUACCAAGGACAUGCUGAACAUACGCAACACGGAGAUGAAGAAUCUCCAGGAGAACGUGGAUAAAAUGGAGACGAAAAUUUCCGAGGAACGCGAGCGUCACAACAGCAUGCUCAACAAAAUGAACACGGCCGUGCAAUUGAACGCCGAUCUAAAAAAAGAAUACCAGACGCAGCUGAGACUGUUUCAAGAUUUGCGAGGCAAGUACGAGGAAAAAGUCGAGCUUCUGAGCGAAGAAAACAAGGCUUUGGAAACAGCGGUGCAAGCUCAGCCGGCCCAAUGACUGGUGUACAGGCUGUACAAAUCAGCCAAAAAAGAUCCUUAACCCAACGAGCCUCGAUGAUUGUCUGAAUUUGUAUGUGCCUCUAUUAUGACAGUUGUGCGCAGAUACUUGCGCCAAUAUAAAUUUUAUCUUUACCAGUGAGCGUGAUUCGAUAUUUUCCACAAUUUUUAUAAUUUCGUUUCCACUACAAUAACGCCACGAACUUCUACCUAUGUCACCUUAUCGUUCAAUACGACGGAGCAGUCAAAAACUUUCACAAGCUCAUUAGAGUAAUCUUGAACUCUUGAAUUUAUCGCUGUAAACUCACCAGCGGUUUGAGAUGAAUUUAUUUAUUAAUCUAUUGAUUGGUAGCUAUACUUGAUACCGUUUUGAAUUAUUCUCAAGUAAAAAUCUUUUCUAGUUAAAUAUAUGUUAUUGUUCAUAUCAUUCGUUUUUUCUGUAUUUUUGAGUUUUUUAUCUUAUUCUAACAAUAUUGAUAUACUAUUAAUGUAUUUAUUGAUACAGAUUUUCGAUAUAUUAUAGGAUAAAGAUUUUAGUAAACAGAACUAAAAUAAUGAAAAUGAUUCUGUGAACAUUUUAUCUCGAGCAAAAACUGAAGCACAUAACGAAAAAUGUUUCAUGGACGUUUCAGCUUUUAUUUUCAAUAACUUAUAUAUUUUAA
Trichogramma pretiosum is the source of this 1606-nucleotide messenger RNA. Its product is annotated as CAP-Gly domain-containing linker protein 1. The transcript is spliced from 3 exons. Lineage: Eukaryota; Metazoa; Arthropoda; Insecta; Hymenoptera; Trichogrammatidae. The record is from RefSeq and is a predicted model, not a curated record. Bases 145 to 945 code for a protein of 266 amino acids.